Sporothrix brasiliensis 5110 is the source of this 222-nucleotide messenger RNA. RefSeq lists its product as uncharacterized. The record is from RefSeq and is a predicted model, not a curated record. Bases 1 to 222 code for a protein of 73 amino acids. Lineage: Eukaryota; Fungi; Ascomycota; Sordariomycetes; Ophiostomatales; Ophiostomataceae. The transcript has a single exon.
AUGCGGGUCGAAGAGGUGAUGCCACUCGGGCAUAUCCUAGAGGCGCAGGCCUAUCGUCUCUUCACGUCGAGGGGGUUGCUCCUAUGUGGACUCGAGCGGACGAAGUUCGUCAAGCCAAAAAGGCUGGUCGGCCGCGUCCCGUUUCGGGGGGAGGACCUCGUCUAUCCCAACGCCGACAAGCGGGUGGAAUUGAUGCUGCGCGCCGCCGGGAUUAUAGCAUGA